Thlaspi arvense is the source of this 834-nucleotide messenger RNA. The record is from the annotation of a GenBank genome assembly. Lineage: Eukaryota; Viridiplantae; Streptophyta; Magnoliopsida; Brassicales; Brassicaceae.
AUGGGAAGCCAACAGGCAGCUGUUUCGUUCCUUUCCAAUUUGGCGAAGGCGGCUUUCGGCCUGGGAACGGCGGUGACGGUGCUGAAUUCGUCGCUUUUCACCGUUGACGGCGGAGAGAGAGCGGUGCUCUUCGAUCGAUUCAAGGGAGUAAUGGAUCAGACGGUCGGCGAAGGGACUCACUUCCUGAUACCGUUUCUCCAGAAGCCUCACAUCUUCGACAUCCGCACGAAGCCUCACACAUUCUCUUCAAUCUCGGGUACGAAGGAUCUCCAGAUGGUCAAUCUCACCCUUCGUGUUCUCUCUCGCCCUGAGGUUAUGCGUCUCCCAUACAUAUUCCAAACACUGGGUGUAGAGUAUGACGAGAAGGUUCUUCCUUCGAUUGGAAACGAGGUGUUAAAAGCAGUGGUUGCACAGUUCAACGCCGACCAGCUCCUCACAGAGCGUCCUCACGUCUCGGCACUCGUUCGCGAGUCACUGAUCAAACGCGCCAAGGACUUCAACAUUGUGCUCGACGAUGUCGCCAUCACACACUUGUCCUACGGCGUGGAGUUCUCGAGAGCCGUUGAGCAGAAACAAGUGGCUCAGCAAGAAGCGGAGAGGUCGAAGUUUGUGGUGAUGAAGGCUGAUCAAGAGAGGAGAGCCGCGGUUAUAAGAGCGGAAGGUGAGAGCGAAGCUGCUCAGCUGAUCUCUGAUGCUACGGCUAAGGCAGGGAUGGGACUUAUCGAGCUUAGGAGGAUAGAGGCUUCGAGGGAGAUUGCAGCCACGCUUGCUCGGUCUCCUAAUGUGGCUUACUUGCCCGGUGGUCAGAGCAUGCUCUUCUCUCUGAACCGUUGA